AUGGCGGAGUGGAUGAGCCUGCGCUGGAUUGGUGGCGGUUUUCAGGUACCACGGCCUUCUAUUGAGGGCGACCUUGAGGAUGGGUGCAGAUAUGUCAUUGAUUAUGCAGCUGCAUGGCACAAGCAGGCCGCUUCGCAGCGGGAGGAGAUUCGCAGGGCCUGCAAGAGACGUUUGCGUGCUGCUCCUGUCCGACAGUGGAUGAGGAAGCCUGGUGGGUGGAGCUUGACUUGCAUCACGCGGGAAGGAAUUGGAGUGAACGUGACGCUGCUACUGCCGCAAAGUUUGGCUGUUUGUAGCAAUCCUUUGGCAGAGUUCUUCCGCCUCCCUUGA
Cladocopium goreaui is the source of this 330-nucleotide messenger RNA. Lineage: Eukaryota; Dinophyceae; Suessiales; Symbiodiniaceae. The record is from the annotation of a GenBank genome assembly.